CACAUUCCCCGAAUACAUCCAUCAAUUCAAUUAAUAUACAAACACUAAGAAAAACAAUCUCAUUCACGACUACCUAGGAAAUACUAAACUUGAAUAUUUCAUUCGUAUUAACACGCUGAAAGCGUCUCCUCGCUCAGAACUCAAGUAUCUUCAAGAUUCGCAAUGGAGAACACUGGAGAGCAAGCUCCUUUCGUACCUUUCACCAAAGCUGAGCGCAUUCAGCAGCUAGGUGAAAUUGACCGAGGAAUUGUCAGCCUUUUACGUUCCGCUGGUGCAGCUAUUCAAACCCUCGGCACGCAACAAGCCCAAGGCGAGGAUACCAUUAUGACCGAAGACAAAGGCCAGCAGUCCCAGGUCUUUCAAGAUUCCUUGAACGAGUUCCUACGCACGCUCCGCACAGUUAAUGUCGGCAUGAAGCGUCAGAUUUGGGGACUCGAGGAAGCACACAUUAUCUCCCUAGAUAAGGAAUCGCAGAAUGUUCGAGAUGAAGGCGGCGAAUCCCAGGGAGCUAGCCAUCGCAAUGCCCCUCUGAAGCCGGACGGCGACGGAAAGAUAGGCGGACUUGAUGUGGGAUGGCUCAAUAGCCGGAGUGACAAGGUUGAGAGGGACAUGGAAGCCGACCUCUGGAAAGAGGCAGAAUUGUACUUACGGCGACUCAUAGAGCAGAAUGAUGCCGCUGCAGAUUCGAUUACGGUGGCGAGUCAUGUACAGACUUACCUAUAAUCAGCUAUGGUGUUUCUCAUGGUCAAUUUCGGGGGUUAGGAGGCAUCAGCAUUGGGUGGCGUUUUUGGAGUUACGUAUACCACGGAAGUUGGGUUUUCACCAAGACCAUCAGUCUUAAUUUUAGUCAUUAAGGCUUAUAUGAACUCGUCGGGUUCAUGGUCAUUUUCUCAUUCGUGAAUAUAUAUUGCUAGUGAAGCAACAAAACGAAAUAAUCCAACUUGGAAAGCUAUAGUGAGCGAUAUAAUCGAUUCUUUAAAUUAUUUACCAUAAAAUCAUAGCAUGAUUCCUACCUAGGUACUUACAAUCAAGGAAC
This is a messenger RNA of Hypoxylon trugodes, 1036 nucleotides long. Its product is annotated as mediator complex protein-domain-containing protein. Bases 163 to 723 code for a protein of 186 amino acids. NCBI's taxonomy places the organism in Eukaryota, Fungi, Ascomycota, Sordariomycetes, Xylariales, Hypoxylaceae. Gene Ontology annotation, biological process: regulation of transcription by RNA polymerase II. Gene Ontology annotation, molecular function: transcription coregulator activity. The record is from RefSeq and is a predicted model, not a curated record. Gene Ontology annotation, cellular component: mediator complex. The transcript has 2 exons.